CCUCAUUACCAAGAAGACUUUCUCCCACAACCAGAAGGCCCGUCGGAGCUGGAGUUACCCAUGGCGGCCUUCACGGGCCACUCUGCAUAGCCAUGUUACACUUUACUGGAAGAUCCGAACAAACAAUUAAGGCUUCUCGUGGAGCAGUUUGCUCGAGACACUGAGAGAUCAUGCUCCAAGAUGGAUCUUCAAAUCAAAGCCCUUGCUGCUUCCGAUCCCUCAUUUGUCCAUGAUAUGGAGGAGAUUGUUCAGCGCUUAGCGAAGCAAACAGAGUGGGUGGAGCAAGUUUGCUCACAUCUUGCUCAAGAUCACCUUUCUGCUACCACGCUAGAAGAGGUGGAGGAUGACAAAGGCUAUGGGGAUGUUGAGGAGCAUACAGAAGUUAUCACAGAGAACUCCCAUGAUAAUCAUGAUCAGGAAAGUCCUCUGGUUGUAGAUCACACAAUUCCUUAUUUCUGCUCUAACAUGCCGGGCCCGAGCGAGGAGAUGCAAGAUGAUCUCAUUGAAGAAAUUACAUGGCGACUUGCUCUCCAAUCUGUGCUAGAAGAAGAAGAGCAAGAAAGGGUGCAGAAAGAAGUUGUGGAGGAUGAAGAAAGUGAAGCAGGAGGAGUUGUUGAUCAUUUCCCAGGGGUGAUACCACAUGAAGAAGAAAGGGGGGUUGAAGAAGCAAUUGGCGUCCAAGCUGAGAACAGAGUUAAGGUGGAAGAGGCCUGCACCGGCCAUGAGUUGCAAGUGAUAUCCCCACCAAACUUUGAGGAACUGCUUAGCAAGGACCCAUUUGCAGUGUCUCUUUGCCAGACCAAGGCCACAUCAACAUCGGUCCCUCUUGGUGGACACGAUGGUGGCCAAUCGAUGCUGUCAUAUCUGGUUUGGGGCAAUGAGACGAGAGAAGAGAAGAAGAGGUCUCGAGGGUGGAGACUUCAUCUGCAUCAAGUACAUGAGCCUUCAUCACCUGCCACACCACAUGCUCGUGACUUGAGACUCCACCUCAUCGACGAGAACCUCAACUUCAAGGAGGUUCUAGCAUGGACCGAAACUUAGGAGCCAUCGUCCGGCUCACGACGUGAAAGAAGCGCUUGUUGGGAGGCAACCCAACCAGUCGGUUUGCAUUUCUUUCUCUAUUUCUCCUCGGUUGAGUCAGUUUUGUUAUUUGAUUUUAGAGUCAAUAACUCAACCUUUGUGAGAUUUUGUGUGGUGUUUGUGGUCUGACCACUCUCUCCUCCUGGAAUACACCGCCUGCCCUGUCCACCAUCAUUCACCCUGGAUCUGGUAACUUCGUUCUACCCACCUUAUCUUUCCUCCAUUGAGGACAAUGUCGUGCUUAAGUGUGGGGGGAUGUUCGAUUAUGUAUGCGGGUGAAUGUUUGGCUGUUUGUGUGCUUGGAGCCUAGUCCACUGUCCAAAUUUUUAAAUUUGAGGGCUCCAAGUACGUGUUUCCUUGCAAAUUGCCUGCUCAGUAUGCUUUGAAUUGACAGUCUCUAUAUUAAUGUGCAACCUAGGGAGGUAGUGUAGCACUAUGGAGGAUGUUGAAGUAUAAGAUUUUUCCUAUCUAGCUCUCUGCUGUGCUAGUAGAUUUUGUGAAUUAGUGGAGCUAAGACCGUUGAAUUCAUGUGGUAAUGGUGACUAUGUUUGGAUUGUGUUAUGGACUCGUGUAUCGAACAGGGUGCUCAUGUGAAAAAUGAAAAGCAGUUGGUCCUCCAUGUCAAAAUCAUAAAAUCUUAAACAUGGG
This is a messenger RNA of Linum trigynum, 1728 nucleotides long. The record is from the annotation of a GenBank genome assembly. Lineage: Eukaryota; Viridiplantae; Streptophyta; Magnoliopsida; Malpighiales; Linaceae.